AUGACAGUGAAGCAUUUCUUGUUUUUGAUUGCUGCUUUUGGCUUCCAGCCUGUGUCAGCCGGAAGAGAAAAACCUGGAGUCCCAUAUAAUACACUCCUCACGACAUUGGCAACUGUCCAAGAAGAAAUCGUUAAUGUACAUAAUAAUUUCAGGAGACAUGUAACUCCAUCAGCCCGCAACAUGCUGAAAAUGAGUUGGAGUGAGGAUGCUGCACAAAAUGCCAGAACUUUGACAAGUCAGUGUAAUCCAGUGGACAGCUACCCACCUGACAGGCAAAUUGGAGAGAACUUUUGUGGAGAAAAUAUGUUCUUUGCAUCUUAUCCUAUGUCAUGGUCAAGUGUAAUUGAAAUGUGGUACAAUGAGUCAAAAUACUUUACCUAUGGGAAAUGGAAGAGACUGGGUAAAAAGACAGACCAUUAUACUCAGGUUGUUUGGGCCAUUUCUUAUCUCAUUGGUUGUGGUGUUACAUUAUGUGGUGAAAGAAGAUCAAAUAGAUAUCUCUACAUUUGUCACUAUUGUCAUGAGGGAAAUGAUUAUAAGAAAAAUAAACCUUAUAAAGAUGGACUCCCAUGUGCAGACUGUCCUGAUGCCUGUGAAGAUAGACUUUGUAGUAAGUGUUACAAAUUCAGUUUGUUUAAUGUUAUUGACAAAUUAAUCAAAUUGGAGAAUUUAGAAAUGGGGAGGCGCUGA
Molecule: messenger RNA, 690 nt
Organism: Orycteropus afer afer
Lineage: Eukaryota; Metazoa; Chordata; Mammalia; Tubulidentata; Orycteropodidae
Source: RefSeq, a predicted model, not a curated record